Fusarium poae is the source of this 1209-nucleotide messenger RNA. RefSeq lists its product as uncharacterized. NCBI's taxonomy places the organism in Eukaryota, Fungi, Ascomycota, Sordariomycetes, Hypocreales, Nectriaceae. The coding region runs from base 1 to 1209 and encodes 402 amino acids. The record is from RefSeq and is a predicted model, not a curated record. The transcript is spliced from 2 exons.
AUGGGCAGCAAUCUAUGGACUAAGCCUGGUGAGGGCGAACCCGGUAGUACAUACUUGGACGCCGAGUUGGAGAUACUCAAUACAAUUAACUGGGAUCGAUUACUGUCCAUCUCAUCAACCCUUCGGAACGGAGUUCACUGUACAAUCAGUGAGCGUUACUCCAGCGGCCAAUUCAACAUGGUCCGGCGCGUCGACUUCACCGAUGGCGUCAGCUGGGUCGCGAGAAUCCGGAUGCCUUUAGCCGAUUUUAUUCCCGGCGGUCGCGAAUCACUGAGCACCGAAGAAACUAUCAGAAUCGAAAUUGCUAGCAUGAAACUUUUGAAAACCAAAACUUCCAUUCCCGUCCCCGAAGUCCAUUCCUAUAACGCUGAUCCAGCCAACGACUUCGGAGCACCGUACAUUCUGAUGGACUACAUUCACGGCACUGUUGCUCAAGACUUGAGACAAGAACUCAAAUGUGCGCGCGACCUGUAUGGCACACCCGAUCAGGAUCGACGUUUCAGAAAGCAAAUGGCCGAUAUCCAAAUCACCCUAUCCAGCCUCACGUUCGAUCGCAUUGGAAGCCUCUACUGUGAUGAAGAAACUUCGGAAUUCUUCAUCGGCCCAGAGAUGGAGACUGGCAAAGGCCCCUGGAAGACAUCGAUGGAGUACUACAAUGAUGUAGCAGACCACCGCCUUCAGGUUUGCGCAAAUCACACACAGGCUGAACUUCAUGAGACUCCAUCAUUCGCGAAUCCUAUUCUAUUCAAGCAUCUCAUGUCACUGUACAGCGACAGCAAAUCCAACCAUGGGCCUUUCGGGCUUGUGAACCGCGACUUUGGAGCCCACAACCUUCUCGUGGACGACGAGUUCCGAAUUGUCGGUGUCAUCGACUUCGACGGAAUGAUGGCUGCACCGAUCGAGGUCGUUGCCCAGUACCCUGUCCUGACUGGACUUGACCGAGAGACACCGUUCUAUACUGAGACCAACCCUUAUGCACUUGAGCGUAUUGAAGUGACCAAGCCAAAGCUCAUCGAGUACAAACAAAUGCUCAAAGCUGCUGAAUCUAGAAUCGGAGGAGGAGGCAGCACUGUUGCAGACACAUUGAUGUCAACUGCGGCUGACGUCUACGGAGGGCUUAUGGACUACGAUUAUCAUGCGGUCCCUGUCAACAAUCGAUGGAUGGAAGCUUACACGAUACUCCUUUAUAAUCGUGUCAAGUCCGAUUAG